AUGGCUACGGAAGUGUAUACGUCAGAAAAACAGGGUUGUGACAAGACCGGGAACGGAACUGCCCAGGCACCCUUCAAAACUGUUCUACAAGCCCUGAUUCGCCUGCACGGGAAAUUAGAGGCAGACACACGAAUAUGGGUAGACGGUGCUGGGGACGAAAAGUGGGACCUGGUCUCGAAAACGAAGUUGAAAAAGACCAUGAAACUGUACAGUGCAGAAAUGAAGAAAGCCGAAAAGGAAAAAGUGGCAAAAGAGACAAGCGACGCUCAGACGGCAGCAGCGUUAGCCGAGGCAACCUCGAUCAAACUGACCCUUGAUCCGAAGUUACCCAAACCGAUCGAGUGCAAGAUUCGUGAUCUGAAACAAAAUUUGGGCAAGCGAGUUCGCAUUUUCGGCUGGGCGCAUCGUAUUCGUCGUCAGGGACGCACACUGAUGUUCAUCAUACUGAGGGAUGGCACUGGAUUUCUUCAAUGUGUGCUCUCUAAUGAUCUGUGCCGUACUGUGGAGGCAAUUCAGCUGUCCACGGAAUCCACAAUUGUGGUCUACGGGAUGAUUAACCAAGUUCCCGAAGGUAAAGCUGCCCCGGGCAAUGUGGAGUUACAGGCGGACUACUGGGAACUGAUUGGAAAAGCACCAGCCGGCGGUGUGGAGGAUGUGUGCAAUGCGGACAGUGAUGUGGAUGUUCUUUUGGACAACCGGCAUUUGGUUAUUCGUGGUGACAAGUCAUCGAGGAUUCUCCGCGCGGUCAGCAUCAUCACAGGUGCGUUCCGAGCGCACUAUCACGAUCGUGGUUAUGUGGAGGUUCAUCCACCCACAUUCGUGCAAACCCAAGUAGAGGGCGGUUCCACUCUGUUUUCCCUCAACUACUUUGGAGAGACCGCCUACUUAUCACAAUCCUCGCAAUUGUACUUGGAAACAUGUGUACCCGCAUUGGGCGAUUGUUAUUGUAUCACUCGUAGCUACCGAGCUGAGAAGAGCCGCACACGACGUCACUUGUCGGAAUAUAACCACGUAGAAGCCGAAUGCCCAUUUAUCAAUCUGGACGGCUUGUUGGAUCGAAUAGAGGAUCUCGUUGUGGAUGUGUCAAAACGUGUCAUGGAUCAAGCGGGUGACCUGAUUCACGAGAUCAAUCCGAGCUUUGUCCCACCCAAAGGACCGUUCCAGCGACUUCGCUAUGAGGAAGCGAUCAAAAUGCUGAACCAAUCGGGCAUCACAAAAGAGGAUCUGACCCCAUUCGAAUUCGGAGACGAUAUACCUGAGGCUCAAGAACGUCGUCUAAUCGACCAGAUCGGAGUGCCUGUGCUACUGACUCACUUCCCAGCGGGAAUGAAGGCAUUCUAUAUGCUACGUACAGAAGGCGAUCCUCGGCUAACUGACUCGGUCGAUUUGUUGGUACCUGGCGUAGGCGAGAUUGUUGGCGGCUCGAUGCGUAUGACCGAUAUGGAUCAGCUGAUGAGCGGUUACAAACACGAAGGGAUUGACCCAACACCAUACUAUUGGUACACAGAUCAGGUGCGUUCCCGUGGCGUUUGUGCUGUUGCACUGUAA
Echinostoma caproni is the source of this 1548-nucleotide messenger RNA. The record is from the annotation of a GenBank genome assembly. NCBI's taxonomy places the organism in Eukaryota, Metazoa, Platyhelminthes, Trematoda, Plagiorchiida, Echinostomatidae.